AAUCAAGCCAAAGAAGAAAGUCGUCAUGGGUGAUGAGAAGGACCAAAACUAGUCGAUGAUGGCUUAUGUAUGCGGUGACGCAUGUCUCCUCAAAUAGAUAAUCUUCAUAUACGAACCCACCCCAUAAUCAGUAGCAUCAUCAGUAGAGAUCAAGGUUGAGUCUUGGAUGAUGGCUAAUCAGAAUCUGAACGGGCGGGUAGCAAUCGUGACCGGCGGUUCGCGUGGCAUCGGCCGUGAAAUAGUACUCCACCUUCACUCCCUGGGCGCAAGAGUUGUCAUCAACUACGCCUCAAGUUCAAACCAGGCAGACGAACUGGCCUCCCAACUCAACACCAAGACCUCACCACAGGUAUCAGCCAUUGCUGCUAAAGCAGAUGUCUCAGACCCAGAUCAGGUAAAGCUCCUGUUCGACAAGGCCGAGCAAGAAAUGGGUGCCCAGGUCCACAUCCUGGUCAACUGCGCCGGCGUCUUGGAUCCCAAGUACCCUUCUCUGGCCGACACCACUGUCGACGAUUGGGACAACACCUUCAACAUCAACACCAAAGGAGCAUUCUUGAUUUGCAGAGAGGCCACCAACAGACUCGCACGCGGCGCCGGCGGAAGAAUCAUCAUGAUCACCACCUCCGUCGUUGGGGGACUGAUGCCUGGUUACGCCGCCUAUGCUGCUUCCAAGGCCGCUGUGGAAACCAUGACCAAAAUAGUCGCCAAGGAGCUCAAGGGUAGCGGGAUCACUGCCAACUGUGUUGCUCCGGGCCCUGUCGCCACCGAACUCUUCUUCGCCGGGAAAAGUGAGGAAACAGUUAACAGGAUCACGGAAGCUUGCCCUCUCGGCCGCCUGGGUCAGCCCCACGAUGUGUCCCAGGUUGUUGGGUUCUUGGCUGGAGAUGCAGGGGAGUGGAUCAAUGGUCAGGUCCUUCGGGUUAAUGGUGGAGCUCUCAUCAUCUGAUAUAUCCAUCUUUCUUUUCACUGCUUCCAAUUUCAUCUCUUGUUUCAGUACUUGCUCAAAUAGAUCAAUGUGAUUUCAAUCUCAUUGUUGUGUCCGAUCAAUACUCACGAGUGACUACUCUGAUCGAAUUGUAGUUGCAUAUUCUAUGAACUAACCUAUAUAGAUCUCCUAG
Fragaria vesca subsp. vesca is the source of this 1118-nucleotide messenger RNA. RefSeq names its product short-chain type dehydrogenase/reductase-like. The transcript has a single exon. The record is from RefSeq and is a predicted model, not a curated record. Lineage: Eukaryota; Viridiplantae; Streptophyta; Magnoliopsida; Rosales; Rosaceae. Bases 167 to 946 code for a protein of 259 amino acids.